AAUACUCACAACUCGCUCCUCGCGAAACAUCAUCGCGCGGUACGUUGAUCCUGCGGUACACCAUACGCGUCUUCGUCCUCAUCCCCCCGUUCUGUCUCUUCCGCGUCUUCGUCUUUGUCUUCGUCGUCGUCUUCUUCUUCUUCGUUUGGUGGUGGUGGUGGUGGUGGUGCUCUCGAAUGCGUCGGUGACCAUGGCGGACGCAGAUCUCCGAGCUACCUCUAUACGCGAGGUGCGGGAGAAGAUCUCCGAGCUGUGCCCCAGCGUCGCCGAACGGGCGAAGAGAUCUUCGUGGGGAUUGAAGGCGUUGUUGCUGCUCCUUCACGUGGUAUUCGUGGGGACGGUGUUCGUCUUGGAUCCAACUUUGGUGCGGAGGACUCGCGAGGAGCCGUGGUAUACUGCAGCAUACUUGGUACUUCUUCUGGUUACGCUAGUUCAGUAUAUCCUCGCAUCUGGUUCAUCACCAGGGUAUGUCAUCGAUGCAAUGAGAGCUGGAAGUGAACUGCAUGCUACCUUUAUUAAUACAUCAAUGAUUUCAAAACAAUCCACUUCAAAAAAUGGAAGCUUGACUCCUAUCAGUCGUAAUCAGUUGGAAAGACUUAAUUCACGGACAAAUUCAUCAUCAUGGUUGCAGCAAGUGAUGAACCUGUACCCUCCUGGUUCAUCUAGCAGGGACUGGACUUGCCCUUACUGUAAUGUCAUUCAGCCUCCACGCUCUAAGCAUUGCCAUGACUGUGAUAAAUGCGUCCUUCAGUUUGAUCAUCACUGUGUUUGGCUCGGAACAUGCAUUGGCUUGAAGAAUCAUUGUCGAUUCUGGUGGUAUAUCUUUGAAGAAACAAUUCUGUCAGUAUGGACUGUUGUUCUGUACAUUUCCUUCUUGCGGUCAGAUAUCGACAAAGAGUGGUGGAAGGAUUUCCUUGGCAUAAUCCUGUUAGCAGCAUUGAUCUUUUGCCUCAUAUUUUUGCUUCUAUUGUUGCUUUUCCAUAGCUAUCUUGCUUUGACAAACCAAACUACCUACGAGCUCGCAAGAAGAAAACGCGUUCUCUACUUGAGGGGGGUCCCUGACAGGGUUUAUCCAUUUAGUAAGGGCAUUUGCAGAAACCUGUAUACGUUUUGCUGCUCGAGAGAGAAAUUCUACAUCCUCGAAGAGGUUCCCCCGAUGGAGGAACUACAAGCCAGGGCCCGACCCUACACUUGGAGAGAGAUUAUUUCCUGCCGGUGCUGUUGAUACAUGCCAGCUAGGCGUUCUUUGAAACUUCUUGUAAGUUCUUUGUUGUAUUUUUCUUUUCUUUUUUUCUUUUCUAUUUUGCUGUAACAUUUGUAUUUUUGUCACUAUAUAUGCCCUCUAUCAAAUAUCCGAUAGAAGUAUCUCUGCUGCCCUGGUAUCCUUUAUUUCUAUCCAGAUGUGCCAUGCUUAUGCUUGGUGGCUAUAUCUGCGUUCCUUGUUUUUGAUGGACAUGUUCCGUCCUUUAGUGUGCUCAAAGAUCUUGUAAGAUUACUAGAUUAGAACUUUUUGUUUUUUUC
Molecule: messenger RNA, 1521 nt
Organism: Ananas comosus (pineapple)
Lineage: Eukaryota; Viridiplantae; Streptophyta; Magnoliopsida; Poales; Bromeliaceae
Product: protein S-acyltransferase 10
Exons: 11
Coding region: 191-1225 (344 amino acids)
Biological process (GO): peptidyl-L-cysteine S-palmitoylation; protein targeting to membrane
Cellular component (GO): Golgi apparatus; endoplasmic reticulum
Molecular function (GO): protein-cysteine S-palmitoyltransferase activity
Source: RefSeq, a predicted model, not a curated record